Molecule: messenger RNA, 240 nt
Organism: Menidia menidia (Atlantic silverside)
Lineage: Eukaryota; Metazoa; Chordata; Actinopteri; Atheriniformes; Atherinopsidae
Source: the annotation of a GenBank genome assembly
AUGAAGUCGAGCAGGCUGAUGAAGAUCGGCGUUCUUAAGAGGACAAAAUACGACAAAACGCGGAGUCUGGCUCCAGGGGAAAGCGUCCACUCUCGAAAAGCCACACAGAAGAAAUCACCGUGGACGCAGACAGAGAUACGAGCGGUUGAAAGGCAUCUGAUGAAAUUCAUUUCAUCAUGCAUGGUCCCAGGAAAAUGGGAAUGCGAAAGUAACUCACACCUCCAAAGUCUCCCGGCCUGA